AUGGCGGAACAGGGCAAAGAUGAUUGGAAUUCCGGUGACUACCAGCACUCGGCGUCGUUUGUGCCCAAGCUGGCGGGCAAGGUGACGCAGUGGCUCGAUUUGCAAAAAGAUGAUGUUGUCCUGGACAUUGGCUGCGGCGAUGGCAUCUUGAAUCUCGAAUUUGCCAAGGUCCUGUCCGAAGGCAAGGGCUCUAUCCACGGCAUCGACAGCUCCGCAGCCAUGAUUGUCGCCGCGCGGGACUUGUGCAAAGAGCAUCCCAACGCGACCUUUGAAGGCAUGGCAACCACACCCACUUGGACCAGCCCGAAGAACCAGAGAAGCUAUACUAACCACUCAUCCGCAGUCCUCGACGGGACCAAAAUCCACAGCAACGCAGCGCUGCAAAACGCGUCCUUUUCCAAGGUCUUUUCCAACGCCGCCAUGCACUGGAUCCUGCGCGCCCCCGCCACGCGCGCCUCCUUCUUCGCCGCCGUGCACGCCGCCCUCGCCCCCGGCGGCGUCUUCGUCUUUGAAAUGGGCGGCCUCGGCAACGUCCAAGAGAUGGCCGCGGCGCUGCUCGUCGCCUGCGCGCGGCGCUGUCCCGGCGGCCUCGCCGCCGUCACGGAGCGCCACUACCCGUGGUUCUUCCCCGACGAGGCGUGGGUGACGGCCGCGCUGGAGGCGGCGGGCUUCCGCGCCGACCGCGUCGAGAGGGAGUGGCGCCCGACGCGCGCGGACGAGGGCGGCGUCGAGGGCUGGCUGCGCCUGUUUGGGAAGGCCAUCUUGGAGAGCGUGCCCGAGGGCGCGGAGAGGGAGGCGGCGGUGCGGGAGGCGGCCGAGGCGCUGCGCUUCGUGUGUGAUGAUGGGCACGGAGGGCAGAUGAUUUCGUAUGUGCGACUGAGAGCGCUGGCGACCAAGGUGUGA
Messenger RNA from Cordyceps militaris CM01, 903 nucleotides. Its product is annotated as methyltransferase. The record is from RefSeq and is a predicted model, not a curated record. The transcript is spliced from 3 exons. Lineage: Eukaryota; Fungi; Ascomycota; Sordariomycetes; Hypocreales; Cordycipitaceae. Bases 1 to 903 code for a protein of 300 amino acids.